This is a messenger RNA of Pygocentrus nattereri (red-bellied piranha), 4992 nucleotides long. Its product is annotated as NACHT, LRR and PYD domains-containing protein 3-like. Bases 1616 to 4246 code for a protein of 876 amino acids. Lineage: Eukaryota; Metazoa; Chordata; Actinopteri; Characiformes; Serrasalmidae. The transcript has 9 exons. Gene Ontology annotation, molecular function: protein binding. The record is from RefSeq and is a predicted model, not a curated record.
GAAAGCCUUCCCAGAAGAGUUGAAGCUGUUAUAGCUGCAAAGGGUGGGCCAACAUCAUAUUAAACCCUGUGGAUUAAGAAUGGGAUCUCACUCUAGUUCAUAUGCUUGUGAAGCCAGAUGAGCUGUAAUUGUCAAAAGGCCUGAAGAAACAACAUUCAGACCCAGACAUAAAACAGACUGUCACACAAUCUGGUAUUACAAGUUUUACAGAGACUAGAAUGUGAUUUAUUGGUGUUUUCUGCUUAUUUGCUUUCUCAAAUAUGUCUUACAGUCACAUCUGAAGGACAAUAUCACAGAAUAUACAAAUCAUACAGUGUUUGUUUCUGUUACGCUGUGUUGAGUGUGAGGUGUGAGACUUUGACAAUCUGAAAAUAACGUCAUAGUAAAGAAGCAAAAACACAAUUUACACACUAUAUGAGAAUAGAAGCAAACAGCAGGAUCACUGACAUUCAUUGGUCUUCAAGUCACAUAGUUCAGACCCCGAUCUAUAAAUAUUUCAAUCAUUGUAGUUCAUAUUUAACUGAAAAAAGCCAAUCUGAGCAGAUCACCUAGAAGUGCUGGUAGAAUAAGAGUUCAUUUCAAUAGUCGCACAAAUGUUGUUCACAGUUGACACGAAAUCUUAACAGGAAGGAAUUCCGUUAGACUAGUUUGUGGCUCAGACCCUGAUGUGGCCCAUUUAACCCAGCGAACAUGUACACAUGGGCCCUUUGUUGGCAAGCUGAGGGCAGUGUGGGCAUGGGCUAGCCCACACAAAUCCCAAACAUGCCCAGCGUGGGUUUUCUGUGGGUAGCCUGCACUUUGGAAUGCCCACUCAAAUCCCAUGCCAGGACCGUAGUGCGCUACCUCAUGUUGGGCCAAUCACGCCAUGUUUUUAACACAGAAGGUUCAGUAACACAAUUUGUAAGGUAUCUGACUGUUAUUGUGAAUAUGAUGUCAAUUCUUCAUUACCCAGUGUUUAGUUAAUAAGUGCUUAAUCAUUCAUUAAGUAAUUGCUUUGUAGUGUUACCGAUUAUUAAGAAUCACUCACUGAGCAUUUUAAUACUGUUGUUAGACAAAUUCAGACAUGAAUUCCAGCCGAAUGUGACGCUGAAGUGUAGGUCUAUGAAAUGUGACACCAGGGAGGAGAGCUGACGUGUUUCUCAGGUGGGGCUGAAAGUGUUUCUCCAGUGUUCAGCACCACUUGGUGGUUUGAGAGGAACGAUAUUGUUUUUGGAAGCCGUGAAGACGUUAUGAUAUGAGACAUAAUCCACACGAAAGGACGGCACAUUCAGUUAAAGGACCUUUUUCUAGGAUCUUGUUUGUGGAGGUAAGAGCUUUAUAUGAAUAUUUUAGUAACUUUUAUAAAGAAGAAGGAAAGAGAUCAACAGCUAAAUCAGCAGCUGCUGCAGUUCACAUUAACCCGACUCUCAUUAAAGUGUCUUUCUUUCUUCUUCACCAGGAGAAUGAAAAGUAAUUGUUAACUCUGUUUCUGGUGUCGUCUGCUGAGCUCCUGCCUCUGUGAACAUGUUUUUAAUUACAGCUUUUACUGGCUGUUUCUCUGAGCUUUUCUGAGCUGUUUAUUGAACAGAGUUGUUCUUUUUCAGUCUGACAGGUUUUGUUAAACUAGAAAAGCAGGAUGAGCCUCUCUGAGGAAUGUGAGGAGGACAGUUCCACCUCCAAGAAACACUCAGAUUUAGUCCAGCAGGAGAGAUCAGACUCUCCAGCUCCCAGCUGUGUGUCCAUGAAGAGUCAUUGGUCUAUUGAUUAUCCACCAUCGUUUAAAGAUGGAGACCCCUUAUCUGGACAUAGUGAAGUCCUGGGAAACAGAUCAGACUAUCCAGAAUCCAGCUGUCCAUCCUUGAAGAGUGACAGGUUUGUGGAACCUCCACAAAUGUUGAAAGAUGGAGACCCUUCAUCUGAAUACAGAAAUCAUAUAAUUCCUCAGGAUUCAAACAAACUACCUGCCUCUGGAACUAAAUUUCAGGAUGACUUCAAAUUAAAUCUGAAACAGAAGUUUGAGUGUCUGAAUGAGGUAAUAGCAAACCAGGAAACCUCAACACUUCUCAGUGAGAUCUACACAGAGCUCUACAUCACAGAGGGAGACAGUGGAGAGGUCAAUAAUGAACAUGAGGUCAGACAGAUUGAGGCAGCAUCCAGGAGAACAGUAACAGAGGACACACCAAUCAAAUGCAAUGACAUCUUUAAACCCUCAUCUGAUCAAGACAAACCCAUCAGAACUGUGCUGACAAAGGGGGUCGCUGGAAUUGGGAAAACAGUCUCUGUGCAGAAGUUCAUUCUGGACUGGACUGAAGGGAAAGCAAAUCAGGAUGUCCACUUCAUAUUUCCACUUCCUUUCAGAGAACUGAACUUGAUGAAGGACCAAAAACUCAGUUUGGUGGAUCUUCUUCAUACACGGUUUAAGGAGAUUAAAGAAAUGGAAAUAUCCAGAUCUCACAAAGUUCUGUUCAUAUUUGAUGGUUUGGAUGAGUGUCGUUUCACUCUAGAUUUUCAGACCACUGUGAGAUUGGAUGAUGUCACUCAGUCAUCUUCAGUGGAGGUGCUGCUAAUCAAUCUGAUCAAGGGGAAUCUGCUUCCCUCCGCUGUCAUCUGGAUCACCUCCCGACCUGCAGCAGCUGAUCAGAUCCCAUCUGAGUGUGUGGAUCGAGUGACAGAAGUACGAGGAUUCAGUGACUCACAAAAGGAGGAGUACUUCAGGAAGAGAAUCAGUGACCAGAGCCUGACCAAUAGAAUUAUCAAACACCUGAAGACAUCAAAUAACCUCUACAUCAUGUGCCAGAUUCCUGUGUUCUGCUGGAUUUCAGCCUCUGUUCUAGAUAGAAUGCUGGGUGAAGCAGAGAGUGGAGAGACCCCCAAAACUCUGACUCAAAUGUACACACACUUUCUCAUUAUUCAGAUGAAAAUCAUGAGAGAAAAGUACACAAAGAACCAGGAGACAGAUGAAGAAAUACUUCUCAAACUGGGACAACUGGCUUUUCAGCAGCUGAUGAAAGGAAACCUGAUCUUCUAUGAGGAAGAUCUGAGAGAGUGUGGCAUCGAUGUUGAAGAAGCAUCCGUGUACUCAGGUGUGUGUACACAGAUCUUCAGAGAGGAAUCUGGGCUGCACCAGAGUAAAGUGUACUGCUUUGUUCAUCUGAGCGUUCAGGAACAUCUUGCAGCUCUAUAUGUGCACCUGACCUUCAUGAAGCAGAAGAGAAAUGUGCUGAAACAGAGUCAGUCCUCUAAACUGGGGAUUCGGAGGAAAAAAGAAUUUACAAUCUCCGAUGUACACAAGAGUGCUGUGGAUCAGGCCUUACAGAGUAAGAAUGGACAUCUGGAUCUUUUCCUUCGCUUUCUUCUGGGUCUCUCACUGGAGUCCAAUCAGACUCUCACACAAGAGUUAGUGGCAGAGACAGGAAGUAGCUCCCCGAGCAAAGAGAAAAUAAUUAAAUACAUAAAGAAGAAGAUCAGUGAGAAUCCCUCUGCAGAGAAAUCUGUCAAUCUGUUCCACUGUCUGAAUGAACUGGAUGAUCGUUCUCUAGUUGAGGAAGUUCAGCGGUACCUGCAGUCUGACAGUUUAAACCAAAUAACACUCUCUUCUUCACAGUGGUCAGCUGUGGUCUUUGUACUGCUGACAUCAGGAGAGAACCUGGAUACAUUUGUCCUAAGGAAAUAUAACAGAUCAGAUGAUGGUCUUCUGAAGCUGCUGCCUGUAGUUGCAGAAUCUAGAUCAGCUGACCUUUCAUUUUGUAAUCUGACAAACCAAAGCUGUGUAGCUCUGGCCUCAGUGCUCAACUCAGAAUCCUAUCUAAGAGAACUGGAUCUGUCGGAUAAUAAACUUGGAGAUUCAGGAGUGAAGCUGCUCUGUGCUGCGCUGGAAAAUCAUCUAUGUAAACUGGAGACACUGAGGUUGAAGGGUUGUAACAUCUCAGAAGAAGGCUGUGCUGCUCUGACUUCAGCCCUGAAAUUAAACCCCUCACACCUGAGAGAACUGAAUUUGUCGGGUAAUAAACUUGGAGAUUCAGGAGUGAAGCUGCUCUCUGCUGGACUGGAAAACCCUCUCUGUCAACUGGAGAGACUGGGGUUAAAAGCUUGUAAUGUGACAGAUGAAGGCUGUGCUGCUCUGAACGCAGCUCUGAAAUUAAACCCUUCACACCUGAGAGUCCUGGAUCUGUCUUGGAAUUUCCAGACAAAGAAAGGACGUGAGAUGUUGUUUGCUCUUAAACACAAUAAACAUUACAGAUUACAAGAUCUAAGAGUGUGGUGUUGAUGGUCUGAAUUAUUGAUAACCAAAGAAAUCACAUCAUAAAGAGCUUUCUAAAAAUAAAGAGAAGUGAUUUCUGAAUGUGUGCAUUCAGCAGAGGGAGACACAGUGUGUGUAGAUUCACGUGUGUGUUUGUGAACAGAAAACUUCAUGAGAAAUAAAACAGUAAACAAACAACACUAAAAACUGAAUGUCUGAUAUCCAGAGAGGAGGAAUCUUCUACUCUGUCACAGGUAACAGAUGGACCAUGUGGUACUUUGUCCAGUGAAGAAAACAGACUGUACUUGUCACAGGUCAUGAUGUUUUGUAUAUAGAAACCAGAAGAAAUGUUUUUGUUAAUCUGUGUUUGUACCACAGAAAUCAAGGCUUCCAUUAUUUAUGUUUUUGUUUUUCUUCUGUUUCCAUGGGAGCACAGUUAUAUGAAGUGAGGCUCAUUUUAAAUCAGAAGCAGCGAGGUGCAGUGUGGCUCCUGUGCUAAUCAGAGUGACCCUUUAAACUGGUGUGUACAAAAUACACUACCACAACAUUUAACUCAUGAGCUGACUUUGUGCUGCUUGUUAUUUUCUGUUUAGUAAUGAACAUCGUUAGGUUCAACAAAGAUUGUUGUGAAGAUGUGCUGUCCAGUAAUUAUGUGUAUUACAUGCGGUGCAGUCUAUACAGUAUUACAAUAAAUAUUUUAUGAUGGAAGUAUAUUCAAUGAAUGUAUAUUCUAUAAGAAAGCACUUUUCACAAUAAAAUUAUUGAUUGCUGAA